AUGACCCAGCAGCCUGCCGCCCAGAACCAGGCGCAUGCUCAGGCGUCAAAUGGCGCCGAGCAGGACGUCUGGGAUGAGCAGCGGCUCCAGGAAGCCAUGAAACAGCUCAAGCUUCUGCAUAUCAAGGUCCGGCGUCUAAAUGACACCAUCCCCAAGAUGAUCAAGCCGCUUGUGCAGAAACAGCCCUCACCCGAUGCCAUGUUUGCUGCUUUCAUGAACUCAGUCACUGAAGCACAGGCCAACAUCAAAGAAGUCACCGAUUUGAUGCGUGAUGAGAAAAGUCGUGAAGUGUUUGCUCAAGCCAGAAAGCGAAAAGCUGAAGAGCCUGAAGGUAUCGAGAGCUGGGAGUACUAUGACCAUCCAGAUUGGUUCAGGAUGGAUCAAGAGUGA
Fusarium graminearum PH-1 is the source of this 390-nucleotide messenger RNA. RefSeq lists its product as uncharacterized. NCBI's taxonomy places the organism in Eukaryota, Fungi, Ascomycota, Sordariomycetes, Hypocreales, Nectriaceae. Bases 1 to 390 code for a protein of 129 amino acids. The record is from RefSeq and is a predicted model, not a curated record. The transcript has 3 exons.